This is a messenger RNA of Acanthaster planci (crown-of-thorns starfish), 2144 nucleotides long. RefSeq names its product testis-expressed protein 26-like. Lineage: Eukaryota; Metazoa; Echinodermata; Asteroidea; Valvatida; Acanthasteridae. Gene Ontology annotation, cellular component: cytoplasm. The record is from RefSeq and is a predicted model, not a curated record.
ACUCAGCUGGGAAUCUCUGAUCAAUGGGUACCGUGUGGGCUUGGGCUGGCCCAUUUGUUGACGUAAUGAGGCGCGCGCCACGGAAGACGGGGUAACAGGUGAAACGUAACAAUGGCGGCCACGGAGAUCGUAACUAGUCAAGUUAGGGAAGGAUGGGGAACUGGAGAGACAGAUCACAGGGCAAAAUCGAGGAGCAAGCAGUACCUUACCGAGUUCGGCGGCGAUUCGCUAACGGCAGGUUUCAGCAAGGACCUGCUGCAGUUUUACGGCAAGGCGAAUGCCGAAGAUAAGCGGCGUUGCUUGGAGCUUCUCACUUCCCUCUCCAUCGGAGAAGAGCUAACCAAGCACGCAGCAGCUAAGAAACCAGCACGGCCCAAAGGUCCAAAGCUACAGAGGCCGAAGACGGCCAUGGCGUCUUUAGGUCGUAGCGGCGCUCCGCAGGUGAAGCGUACAAUGACGACAUACCGGAGAGAUUUUCCAGGAGUCAUUGCUCCUCCUGCGCCGCAAGCAAGGCCGAAAUCUACGGAUGGUCUAUACAAGGCUUCGUAUGAGCUGAAUGGACCCGUAGGAACACCAACAUACAACAAGGAGUUCUACAAUAAGGGCUACUGUAGACCCCAACUUAUACGAUCAGGCACUUCCUCGGGAGAUAGGCGCAAUAAUCCACACCCAUUUGAGUCUUUCAUGGUUUGGCGGUUCCCUAAGCAUGUACCUAAGGACCAACAAAUCUACCCAGGCGAGAUCACUGAUCAAAUGAUGGAAGAAGUACUACGGGACAAGUGCAAGUCAACCUAUCAAAAUGACUAUCUGGGCGUUCCCCAAGGUUAUCAGAUGCAAUCGGCAUUUGAGAAUUACGUGGACUGGCGGGAGAAGGUCCCGUUCAGUCUCGCCUCAACCAUGCGGUUUUCGUAUCAGUUUCCCAAACAACAAGAUCUACUUCGAGGAAACAACAGUCGAUACGGGUGCAAUAAAGACAAACAUUUAAAGGCUUCCGGCAUUGUUCCUUUGUCCUCAACCCAUCAGAAGCAUCUGCGGCGGCACACGACGUACGAUCGCUUCUUCAACAAGCCGUUCCGUCCCGGUAUGGUGGAAGUGUCCAAGGCACUGGAUGCCGGCAAACUGGACGAGUAUCUACAACUGGCAUCUGAAAAGGAGCGUGAUGUCCUGCAGAAAAUGCUAGAAUCCAUGGCCAAAUGUGAGCAACCAAGGCCGCCUUCAGCAUCUGGAUCUCGACCGAAGUCGGCCACUUCUACGAGACCAGCCAAUUUGUCUUGGAUCUCCAACUGGAAUGGACCCGCGUAGACAUCAGAAUGUUGCAAUAUUUUUUUCUAGUGGUAUACAGGUUUAUUUUUAAAUUAAAUUAGCUUUAAAAAGUUACAGUUACUUUGACUCUGACUCCUUGUAGAGUCUUUCACAGGUGAGCUUUGAUCAUCUGAAGGCAGCUUUGCAGAAUUCUAACAUUAGGAUUUAAUAUUAAGUGUGAAUUAUAUCAUCAACAUCUGGAUCGCUUAUUGACAAAUUGCUACAAUUUCACCUCGUAACUGGAAAGUAUUUUAUUCGUGGGUAUAUUUAUUACAAAAGCAGCCGCAGUUGAUGAUAAUGUGAAAAUGAGUACUGGGGGGGUUCACUUGUCUGUGUAAGUUCAUUAAAGGUAAUAGUAUGCCCUAAACUGAAAAGAAACCAAGAAUACCAUCUCAACAGCAGUACAUUUUCCCAGUUUAACCUGGAUUUCGUUCAAUUGGUGCCACUCCAGGCGAGAGACAAAGUACCAGGGCACAGGUGGUCUUGCUGAAAUGUUUUUAGUGUGACAGUAUUUGUAGACCUACCGACUAAGACAUUUUUCACAGUAACCAACUAAAUAACGAGUGUAAUGUGUGUUCAGAAGUUUUUAUUCUGCAAUACCAUGAAAAGUAGUAAUAUUAAGUUUCUGAUGUAAUAUAAUAAUAUUGAAAAACAUACAGCUAGAUUGCGAGGCUCAAAUCUGCAGACUGCCUGCCUUUUAGACUAUUCUUGUGUGUGGACUGAGCUUUAUUCCCUUUCAUUUUAUCCUGCGGUACAUUUGGAUUUAGAAUGUGUGCACAGCAUACGGUUUGACACAUGCUUCAAAGAUUUGAUUGAAAAUAAAUCAAUUGUGAGCAAAAACA